This is a messenger RNA of Eruca vesicaria subsp. sativa (arugula), 309 nucleotides long. The record is from the annotation of a GenBank genome assembly. Lineage: Eukaryota; Viridiplantae; Streptophyta; Magnoliopsida; Brassicales; Brassicaceae.
AUGGCGUCGAUGACCAUGACAUCUUCAUUUCUCCCUACCGUCUCAAAGCUUCCAGCAACCAUAACCAGCAGCAACAGAAGGAGCCUCACUGUUGUCAAAGCCUCCACGAGCGAGAACACAACCAAGCAAGAACAGAUCAUGAAGAUGAGGAGGGAUGUGGUGUUCACGGCUGCAGCUGCGGCUGCGUACUCCUUAGCCAAGGUGGCCAUGGCAGAAGAAGAAGAACCCAAGAGAGGGACAGAAGCAGCCAAGAAGAAGUAUGCUCCUGUCUGUGUCACAAUGCCUACCGCCAAGAUUUGCCGUAACUAA